This is a messenger RNA of Pleuronectes platessa (European plaice), 6190 nucleotides long. RefSeq names its product endoplasmic reticulum metallopeptidase 1. Gene Ontology annotation, biological process: proteolysis. Gene Ontology annotation, molecular function: metalloexopeptidase activity. NCBI's taxonomy places the organism in Eukaryota, Metazoa, Chordata, Actinopteri, Pleuronectiformes, Pleuronectidae. The record is from RefSeq and is a predicted model, not a curated record. The coding region runs from base 288 to 2957 and encodes 889 amino acids. The transcript is spliced from 17 exons.
CAAGGGGGCGUCGCAUGGAAAAGUACCAAGGACACGGACAGAGAAAACACCGACAACAACACAGACACUGAAGUGUGAGCGCUUCUUCACGAAGAUAUCACCUGAUCUUAGUGUGAUAGUGUGUAACUCAGCUGUUGGUCUGACCAUAAUCCACCAGAUUUUUAUUCGUGAAGAAAAACAAGCGCCGUCAGGUUUGUCCCUGAGCGCGACCCGUCCUCCUUCCCCAGUAGGAGAAGGCGGAAUCUGAGAGUGCUCUUCCCGCAGCUGAUGCACUGCUGGACUCAAAGAUGGAGAGCGACACCACGGUCCGGAGACUGAAGCCCUACGGGACACGGAGCUUCGCUACGCCCGACGACGACGACUCCUCCCGGCACCGGUGCGGGGACAACGGCUACAGCGGCGACCCGAAGAGGAAGCCCGAAGUGAGCCUGUACCUGCUGCGGGAAGGAGUCGCAACUUCCCUGGUGUGUGUGUUUGUGUUCGCGCUGUGGGGACUGGUUCAUCUGUCGCUACGGCAGCUCGUCAUCGGGAAGCCGAGCGGGGACUUCAACGCGGUGCGAGCCAGAGUGCACUUGGAGCAGAUCACCAGCGUCGGCCCGCGGCCGGUGGGCAGUCACGAGAACGAAGUCCUGACCGUGGGCUACUUGCUGGAGCAGAUCGAGAAAAUCCGCGUUGAGACGGCAGCGGGCCCCAACCAGCUCACGACAGACGUGCAGCGUCCCACCGGCACCUUCUCCAUCGACUUCCUCGGGGGCUUCACCAGCUUCUACGACCGCGUCACCAACAUCGCCGUGAGGCUGGAGCCCAAGGGAGGCGCCAAACAUCUCAUGCUGGCCAACUGCCACUUUGACACAGUGGCCAACAGUCCAGGGGCCAGCGACGAUGCAGUGAGCUGUGCCGUGAUGCUGGAAGUCCUCCAUUCUCUGGCCAACCAGUCCACACCUAUUCACCACGGUGUUGUCUUCCUCUUUAACGGGGCAGAGGAGAAUAUCCUGCAGGCCAGUCACGGUUUCAUUACCCAGCAUCCUUGGGCCAAGCAGGUGCGAGCCUUUAUUAACUUGGAGGCUGCAGGUGUUGGGGGCAAGGAGGUUGUUUUCCAGACAGGUCCAGAGAACCCGUGGCUGGUCGAGGCCUACGUCCAAGCAGCCAAACACCCUUUUGCCUCCGUGGUCGGUCAGGAGGUGUUUCAGAGCGGGAUCAUCCCUUCUGACACAGACUUCCGCAUCUACAGGGACUUUGGCAACAUCCCAGGCAUUGAUCUGGCUUUCAUUGAAAACGGUUUCAUCUACCACACCAAGUAUGACACCGCCGACAGGAUCCUGACAGACUCGAUACAGAGAGCAGGCGACAACAUCCUGGCGGUGCUGAAGCACCUGCUGACGUCGGAGAGGUUGGCCGAUUCCUCGGAGUAUCGCCAUGGCAACAUGGUCUUUUUCGACCUGCUGGGGUUUGUGGCGGUGGCGUACCCGGCUCGGGUCGGCACCAUCCUCAACUACAUGGUCGCCACGGCCACCUUCCUAUAUCUGGCCAAGAAAGCGUCACUGCCUGGCAAUGGGGGUGGCCGCUAUGUUCGGGAUCUGGCCUACGCCACGGGUGUCACAGUGCUGUGCUGGGUAGUCACCCUGAUGCUGGUGCUGAUCGUAGCCCUGCUCGUCACUCUGAUGGGCCGCUCCAUGUUCUGGUACAACCAUUUCUACGCCUCCAUCUGCCUGUACGGGACGGCAGCCGCCGGGAAAAUGAUCCUCAUCCACACGCUCGCCAAGAACCUCUACUACGGGGGCGUCCGAUUAGUGGAGCUGGGUGAUCUGUAUUUUGAUGUGAGUUUACUUCUGUGGUGCUGCAGCCUGGUGUGCUUGACCCAGCAGGGCCUGUGCUCGGCCUACGUCCCCAUGCUGAUGGUGGCCUUCCCCCUGGUCACCAAACUGCUGCUGGCCAGGGAAUUUAAACACAGAGGAGCGUCCCUGAAGUACAGCGUCCUCUACCUGCUGGGCCUGGCAUUACCAUAUGUCCACUUCAUGUUCCUCAUCUGGGUGGUGUUUGAGAUUUUCACCCCCAUCAUGGGUCGCAGCGGUACGGAAAUCCCCCCCGAGGUGGUGCUGGCCACCCUGGUCACCCUCGCAACCAUCUUUCUCUCCUCCUUCUUUCUACAUUUCGUCUAUUUGGUACGGAGCACCAAGUGGAUCCUGUCUGGUCUGGGCUCAGUCUUCAUCAUCCUGUUCCUGUUGGUGUCCUGCGGAGUCUUCUUUCCUUUUUCAGGCAGUCCAGACAGUCCCCGGCCGAAACGAGUCUUCCUGCAGCACACGACGAGGACCUUCCACAACCUGGAGGGCCAGGUGGAGAGCCGGGACUCGGGGCUUUGGAUUAACAGUUUUGACUUCACUGGCAUCCAGCACAUCACACCCCACAUCCCAGAGAUCAACGACAGUGUCCGCACGCACUGUCGAGAGGACCGACCCUUCUGUGGCUACCCCUGGUUCCUGCCUGUCAAGUUCCUCAGCAAGAAGAACUGGUACCUUCCUGCCCCAGAAGUGUCUCCCAGCUCUCCAGUGGAGUUCAGCCUCGUGUCCAAAGAGGAGACGAGCUGGGGGACGGUCAAGAUGACCUUCAAUGUCAAAGGCCCCAGCCACAUGUCCCUGUAUCUGAUGCCUCACCGGGGAGCGAGCCUCUCCACCUGGUCCUUCGGCGACGGGACGCCGCAGUUCGACCUGAGCGGAGAAUAUUUCAUCUUCUAUUCUCACGGCCUCGACGCCCCCACAUGGACCUUCUGGUUUGAAAUACAGCCUCCCAGAGACCCGGACCCGUCGGGCCCCGAGGGGAUGAUCUCCGUCGCCAUCUCCACCCAUUAUUUCUUCGGGGACGACCAGCGGACUGCUCAGCUGGAGGAAAUGCUCCACAAGUUCCCCACGUGGGCUUUCCCCUCGUUCUGGGUCAGCACCUACGACAUGUACCGAUACUGAGGAGCUGCUCAUCCACGGUGGAGGCCGACGCUCCGGAGAGCCGAGGGCCGCCAGCCGAGCUCCAGAGGCGGAGACAGCCGAUAUCCAAGCAACAAUACUGAGGAGGGGCCCUGCUGCCUUCUUUCCCCCACUGGGACACAAACACACACUCUCUGACACACACACACACAGACACACACACCCCCCCUCCCUACCGGCCUGCCUGAGAGACCCCUCACCACUGUGUCACUAGGCGUUAGCCGAGCAGGAGGGCGCGCUGAGACACGCCGGAGGUAAGCCGAGCUGAGCGCUCACAGACUGAGCAACUGACCGACCACCACACGCCUUGUGCUCACUCCUGGAUCAGUGAAACCAAGGGGUUACGAGUUUCUUCUUCUUCUUCUUCUUCUUCCCUUUUUUUGUUGUUUUUACUCAAUCUGUUGUGCCUUUGCUUUGCUUGCUCACGCCAUCUCAACCCCCCCCCCCCCUCCUCACUUUCCCUCUCGCCCACUGCCUCCCCCCUUCCUCCCCCUCUCUCACGCCAAACACACGUCCUGAAUGGAUUAAGUCGGCUACCUCCGCUGCUCAUUUAUCAGCAGACUACUCGGGCCUUCCUCAGAGCAGGAAGUGUUUUCUGCCUCUCUCCUCCGGAACAAGUGACACCACUACCACUGUCUGCACUGUAGCUCCAGUCACAUACUGAAAAAUAAAGACCUGUUUUUUUUAUUUCACACUUCAUCCUGACUUGAACUGGAAACUUUGACACUUUGAACGUCACUCCUCAUCAACACGCACUAGCUUUUCUAUCAGCUUAGUAAACUGUGAAAUUACUACUCCUCAGUGAAGACCACUAAUCUGCAGUGGGUCGCACCGGACGCACAACACGGUGCCUGUUGGCUCAAAUCAAAAUGUCAAGGUUUGUCAGCGUCAGUUUUCUUUUUUUAUGACUCGGAUUUAAGUUAACGUCCCAUGUUUCAAAACCAUUACUUGAACCUUGAUGGUGACUGUCUGAAAACCAGCAAUGCAGCUCCAUGUAACUGUCAUAAAAUCCUCUCCGUGCUACGACUCGUCCCCAGCAGCUCCGGGGGGGGGGGGGGACAUCUGUCUGGAUAAUUGAUUUAAUUUGAGUUGCUGCUGAAAUGUAUCUGAGAAGGUAAAACUCUACGUCGGUGCUUCUGGAGACUUCACAGUGUCAGUAUCCACUCGUUUCAACUGUCUGUUCCUAAUCUAGUCUGUUCCUAAUCUGUCUUCUCAUGUCCGGUUGAGCUGCAUCUUCACUCUCAGUAACUCAAGUGUCACAGCGACGAUCUGGUUCCGUCUGACGUGUUUAACACGAGAUUCCACUUCACAUCGUAGAAACCUCAGAACACGUAACAGUCCACACUGAUCAAAAGUGUCUGACACCCAGUUAGCAGUUGUUAAUGGUCUUGUAAGGACUGGUUUGAAUGUUGUUGUUAGAGUUGUUUAGAUAACGUGGACUAAUGCUAGAGACAGAGAUUAUAGAUUGUGGGUCGGCUGCUUCUAUUUGGUGCAAACUGGAGAUAAAUCGAUUUGUCUGAAGAAGAAUCAGGAUGAGUCUCCUCCCGACCUUCAGUCCAACACACUGGUCAAAUCUGCUCAACCUCAAAGUCACAGAACUGCUCGUUGGGUUUCAAAUCUGGUCGUUAACAACCUGGGAGAUCAUUUGCACUGGUGUGAGAUAUGUUAUUUUGUCCACUCUUGGGUUCCAUCCCGUGCGUCCGCCUGGUUUCAGUCACGCAAAGCGAGAAACGCAACCACACGGCGGGAGGCCUCAAGAGGUUUUGACGGAGAAAAGUGUUUACUGUCGUGGAAACGAGCUUCUCCGUGGUCUUAAGAGCUUCCAAGUGCCGAGCUGUACAGGGUUUUCAAUGUUAGAUGAAUUAACGUCUUCCAGAAAGUUAAAAAUCUAAAAUCCCUCAACAACAGUUUGAGCCGAUUGUCCAGCGACGCUCUUCUCUUUUUAUGCACCGUGUGAAAAACUGAACCAAACGGCUGAUGAGGAGAUUUAAAAACAUCAAGUCGACCAAAACGAGAGACAGACGGCUGGUGAUUAGACAUGUGAGAGUUUAAAUACGACCUCUUAGCUUCUGUCCGUCUGAUUUACAUUCUCGCAGGGAGGAGUCUGGAAUUUGAUUUUACAGAAAAGCCUCCACAGCUUCAGCUUACAUCCCUCCCCCACCUUGCUCUUUGUGUGUGUGUGUGUGGAUCAGAGACUGACUUUAAUUGACAGGCGAUAGAUCUAUGAUGCUGUAUAGAAACUCUUCCAGUUGACAUGGAGAGUGUCUACGGGAGAAAAAAAGCUUUAUUAACAAAUGUAAAUGAAUAUUUUUCUAAAAAAUAAAAAAAAUCCGUUCUGUGGCGAGUUUUGUUAAGAGGCUGAAAAGUCUUCAACCGGAGAUACUCAACAUUUCAAGUCCAGGCUGAAACAAGACUUCGUUUUUUUCUUUCUUUAUAGUUUUAACCUGAACUGGGAGGACUGGGAUGAGUGACGGAGUGGGAACGCAGGAGGGAGUGUGGGACAGAGCGGUGAGAUAUUAACGCUGUGAAACGCCUCGUGAUACGCCGCUGGUGCUUUUGGGAUUAGGUGAAUUUAAAUAGUUUCCUUCAAGAAUCUAAUGUAUGAAUGUGAUUCAGUUUAGACUGAGAGGCCGACCCAGCACUGCUGAGUGGGGGUUUUUAUUUUAUUUUUCAGUGGAAACUCGCACUCGGACAGAGUUAUAUCACAUGUCACAGUCGAGGGGAAACCAACACAAACGUCCAUAUCAGAAGCAGUUUAGCAGAAACCUCCUCUGACGUGUCGACUCAAAUGUCUUAAUGCCUCGUGUUGACGUUUUUGAGUUAAAUCUGUCUUGUCAUUUUUACCAGUUUUUUUUAUUUUCUUUUCAACAUCUUGAUUCUCAGUCGUGCCCGUUUCUCUAAAAGUUUUUAUCCAGAAGGUUGAGAUAAUUUUUUUUAAACAAUACUGAUAUUUGUAUUAUUUUUAUGUGAAACAUGUGACACUUUAGAUAACUUGUUCUCCUCCUGUCUUUUUUGAACUGCUGUUUUGCUUCUUUUUUUUAUUCUUAUUUGUCUGUUAGGUGGAUUUGACUGUUUUUUGAGGGGGGGAUGGAUCGAUCUGGUUUAACAGGGUAACUGUGAUCCAUUGGAACAGUUGAGAUGAUUUUACAAUAUGCAAAAAGCUCUAAUUAUAUUAGCAGAUUGUACAGCAAAUUAAAAAACGCUUAUCAAAUUAA